Molecule: messenger RNA, 1563 nt
Organism: Fraxinus pennsylvanica
Lineage: Eukaryota; Viridiplantae; Streptophyta; Magnoliopsida; Lamiales; Oleaceae
Source: the annotation of a GenBank genome assembly
AUGUUGCCAGUCCUUGACACUCUUCCUGUAUGGAAUCUAAAGGGCAUUAUAGCCAUAAUAUUACUUCAUACAGCAGUUUCUGAGCCCCUCUAUUAUUUCAUUCAUAAAUGGUUUCAUCGAGACUAUCUUUUCAACCAUUACCAUUCAUUGCACCAUUCAUCAGCUGUACCACAGCCUAUUACUGCUGGACAUGGCUCCUUUUUGGAAAAUCUUGUAUCGAGUGCAGUAAUUGGAAUUCCGAUACUUGGUUGUUGUAUGAUUGGAUGUGGAUCGAUAAGCUUGAUCUAUGGCUAUGUCUUGAUCUUUGAUUUUCUAAGAUGUUUAGGGCACUCCAACGUCGAAAUUAUUCCCCAUCAGUUAUUUGAAAGGAUCCCAUUUCUUAGAUAUAUACUCUCUACCCCAACAUAUCACAGCCUGCAUCACAAAGAAAUGGACACCAAUUAUUGCCUUUUCAUGCCUCUCUUUGAUGCAUUUGGAAACACUUUGAACAUCAAAUCGUGGGAGAUGCAUAAGAAAAUUAGUCAAAAUUCAGGUGAAAAUGGAAGAAUCCCAGAUUUUGUAUUUCUAGCUCAUGUUGUAGACAUUUCGUCCGCCAUGCACGUGCCUUUCGUAUUAAGAACAUUAGCAUCUCUUCCCUACACUACAAGAAUUUACAUGCUACCGUUCUGGCCCAUAUCCUUUGUGAUGAUGUUAGUGAUGUGGGCUAAGUCUAAAACCUUCUUGAUCUCAUUCUACAACCUUAGGGAUCGGCUGCACCAAACGUGGGCUGUACCCCGUUUCGGAUUUCAGUAUUUCUUACCAUUUGCUGCACAAGGCAUCAAUCAGCACAUAGAAGAGGCUAUUCUCAGGGCUGAUAGAUUGGGAGUUAAAGUUAUUAGCCUUGCUGCUCUAAAUAAGAACGAGGCACUCAAUGGAGGUGGGACGCUAUUUGUAGAUAAGCAUCCAAACCUCAAGGUUCGAGUUGUACAUGGUAAUACCUUAACAGCAGCUGUGAUUCUUAAUGAGAUCCCUGAGGAUGUGACUGAAGUGUUUUUGACUGGAGCAACCUCGAAACUCGGAAGAGCAAUUGCUCUUUAUCUUUGUAGAAAAGGAAUCCGAGUUCUGAUGCUAACUCUAUCAACAGAAAGAUUUCGAAAGAUUCAGAAAGAAGCACCAGUUGAUUAUCAGAAGUAUUUAGUCCAAGUGACUAAGUACCAAGCAGCCCAAAACUGUAAGACAUGGAUAGUUGGCAAGUGGAUCACACCAAGAGAGCAAAAUUUUGCCCCAGCUAGAACACACUUUCAUCAGUUUGUGGUUCCACCUAUAUUGCAGUUCAGAAGAAACUGCACUUAUGGAGAUCUUGCAGCCAUGAAGCUGCCUGAAGAUGUGGAAGGGCUAGGAUCUUGUGAAUAUACAAUGGACAGAGGAGUAGUUCAUGCAUGCCAUGCUGGUGGAGUUGUUCAUUCAUUAGAAAGCUGGAACCACCAUGAAGUUGGAGCUAUCGACGUCGAUAGAAUUGAUUUAGUGUGGAAAGCUGCACUCAAACAUGGUUUGAAGCCAGUCUCAGCAGAUACCAAAAAAUAA